Cynara cardunculus var. scolymus (artichoke) is the source of this 711-nucleotide messenger RNA. RefSeq lists its product as uncharacterized. The transcript has 2 exons. The record is from RefSeq and is a predicted model, not a curated record. NCBI's taxonomy places the organism in Eukaryota, Viridiplantae, Streptophyta, Magnoliopsida, Asterales, Asteraceae. Bases 1 to 711 code for a protein of 236 amino acids.
AUGGAUCGGAACCAUCUACUUGUAGUUGUUAAAGUGUUGAAAGCUUACAUCGACUUGCUUAUACUUUUGGUCAACUUCGCAAAUUGGGUAAUUGAACAUGAACAAAGAGAUGAUCGGAGGAGAACUUUAAGACAAAGAACAUUCACUAGAUUGCAAAUUAGAUCGAUAGAAAUCCAACGCAUCACACGUGAAAGUGACAUUAUUUGUGCAAAUGAGUUGCGAAUAGAUAGGAAUGCAUUUGCUCUUUUGUGUGAGUUGCUAAAAACACGUGGUGGACUAUUAGAUGAUGGUAACGUGACAAUUGAAGAACAAGUUGCUACAUUUGUAAACAUUUUAGCACAUCACACCAAAAAUAGAUGUCUUCAAGUUAGAUUAUAUAGGUCGGGAGAAACAAUUAGUAGGUAUGUUCAUCGAGUUUUAAGUGCUUUGUUGCGAGUGCAAGACAUUUUGUUUAGCAAACCAACUCCGGUAGAGGAUGAUUGUACCGACAGAAGAUGGAAAUGGUUUAAGGGUUGUCUAGGAGCAAUAAAUGGAACAUACAUUGAAGUGACUGUACAUGAGUCCGAUAAACCACGAUAUCGAACAAGAAAGGGUCAUAUUGCAAUUAAUGUAUUAGGUGCAUGCACUCGGAACAUGAAUUUCAUCUAUGUUUUAUCCGGUUGGGAAGGUUCAGCUACCGAUUCUAGGGUACUACGAGAUGCAGUUACAUAG